This is a messenger RNA of Cucurbitaria berberidis CBS 394.84, 828 nucleotides long. RefSeq lists its product as uncharacterized. Gene Ontology annotation, biological process: DNA recombination. The record is from RefSeq and is a predicted model, not a curated record. Bases 1 to 828 code for a protein of 275 amino acids. Lineage: Eukaryota; Fungi; Ascomycota; Dothideomycetes; Pleosporales; Cucurbitariaceae. The transcript has 2 exons.
AUGUCGACCCCGCAAGCCAAACGCCGCCGGCUGAACCAAGCUGCGAAGACGCUCCACAAGCCGUUCAAGUCGCCCUUCCGCACACCAUUGAAUCCCAACAUAGGUUCUGAUCCACCGUCUUCGGAUCCGCCCGAGGAACACGCAUCUGCAUUACGUGUUGCACAUGUUGCGAACCCCUUUGCGACUAGCCACGGCAAGCAGCAUGUCGCAACACCAGCGCUCCCCGAACAAGCUUCAGCAGCAGCAGCAACACCAUGCAAGCCACGCGUCUCAAAUGAGCUUGUCUCCCGUCCAACCUUCUCUACGCCCUCGCGGAUCGUUCCGAAAAAGCCGUCUUCGAAACCUUCACAUAUGCGCGAAAUCGUACAGCUGCGCAACGAAAUCCAAAUGCUCACACAAGCCCAGUCGCUCGCUACUUCCACUAAAGACGACGACCUGGUAAUCCUAAUCGAUAGGUGGCGGACUGCAAGCCGAGCCGCCGCAGAAGAGCUGUUUGCUAGCACAAGAGACAGGGUGAAUAGGAUGGGCGGCGUAGGCGCUUUGAAAGAACGCGAGAAGGAAUCAAAAGAACGACAGAAGCAGUGGGAACAAGAGGAGAUGCAGGCAGAAAUGGAGAAAAUGCAAGAAGCAAAGGAGAACGGUGAGGUGUCAGAGGAGGCGUACGACAAGUAUGCAGAGACGGAAGAGGAGAAGGGAGAGGAGGAAAAGGAGACGUUCAAGGGCGGUGCUGAUGAUGAUUCAUUCACGAUGGAUAUGAUGCUGAAGACCCUCAAUAUCGACCUGGAGUUGAUAGGAUAUAGCAAGGAAGCGCAGCGUUGGGACGGAUGA